This is a messenger RNA of Myxocyprinus asiaticus (Chinese sucker), 2572 nucleotides long. Its product is annotated as ubiquitin-like modifier-activating enzyme 5. The record is from RefSeq and is a predicted model, not a curated record. Gene Ontology annotation, cellular component: cytoplasm; cytosol. The transcript is spliced from 12 exons. Gene Ontology annotation, molecular function: UFM1 activating enzyme activity. The coding region runs from base 129 to 1322 and encodes 397 amino acids. Gene Ontology annotation, biological process: protein ufmylation. Lineage: Eukaryota; Metazoa; Chordata; Actinopteri; Cypriniformes; Catostomidae.
CUCUCGGCCAGCUGUUUGUGGAGUGUAGACGUGUACGUGAAGUGAUUAAAUCCUAUUUGUCGCUUUUGUUCUUUCCAUUGGAUCGCAUUGGAUUGUGUUUAUUAGAGCAGCGGGACUUUAUCAGAGCAAUGGCCACCAUUGAGGAACUAAAGCUGCGAAUCCGUGAGUUAGAAAAUGAAUUAAUAAAGUCAAAGCAGAAGCAAAGCGAUUCUGAACAUCAUCUUAGACCAAAGAUUGCUCAAAUGAGUGCUGAAGUGGUAGACUCAAAUCCAUACAGUCGUCUUAUGGCACUGAAAAGGAUGGGCAUAGUGCAGGACUAUGAGAAAAUCCGCUCGUAUGCUGUGGCAGUGGUGGGGGUUGGAGGGGUGGGGAGUGUCACUGCAGAAAUGCUCACCAGAUGUGGCAUUGGUAAGUUGCUGCUCUUUGACUAUGAUAAGGUGGAACUGGCCAACAUGAACCGCCUCUUCUUCCAGCCACAUCAGGCAGGACUCAGUAAAGUGGAGGCUGCCGAACACACACUUAGGAACAUUAAUCCAGAUGUUGCGUUCGAGACACACAAUUUCAACAUCACCACAAUGGACAACUUUACACAUUUCAUGGACCGCGUAAGUCAUGGUGGUCUUGAGGGAAAGCCUGUAGAUUUGGUGCUGAGUUGUGUUGAUAACUUUGAGGCUCGGAUGGCCAUUAACACAGCAUGUAAUGAAUUGGGUCAGAUCUGGAUGGAGUCGGGUGUCAGUGAGAACGCUGUGUCUGGACACAUCCAGCUCAUCAUCCCUGGAGAAACGGCCUGUUUUGCUUGUGCCCCUCCCCUUGUAGUUGCUGCAAACAUCGAUGAGAAGACAUUAAAGAGAGAGGGGGUGUGUGCCGCCAGCCUACCCACCACAAUGGGAGUAGUCGCUGGACUUCUUGUACAGAAUGUCCUCAAGUAUCUGUUGGGGUUCGGGACAGUGAGUUAUUAUCUGGGCUAUAAUGCCAUGCAGGAUUUCUUCCCCAGUAUGGCAAUGAAGGCUAACCCACAGUGUGAUGACAGACACUGUAGAAGACAACAGGAGGAGUACAAGAAAAAAGAAGCAGAGCGGCCAAAGCAGGAAGUGGUACAGGAGGAAGAAGUGGUGGUGCAUGAGGACAAUGAAUGGGGCAUUGAGCUGGUGUCAGAGGUCUCAGAGGCGGAGCUUCAGGCUGCGUCAGGACCAGUUCCAGAUCUCCCAGAGGGCAUUACUGUAGCUUACACCAUUCCUGAGAAAGAUGGAGAAUCAGGGGAGACAGUAGAGGAGACGCACCAGAGUCUAGAGGAGCUGAUGGCUCAGAUGAGAAAGAUGUAGGGGAAAAAAGUGAAAUAAAUAUCUUGCCUUCUUAAACUCUGAGGAAAAAAAAAAAAAAAGAAGAGAGACCCUGCGAAUGUCUUAUCAUUCAGACUCACAAAAACAAACUAAUUAUUAAUUAUUUUUUACUUGUAUACAGUACAUGUAUGGUAAACUCUAAGGAAUCUUUCAAAUACAAAAUGAUGUAUUAUUAAUUAUUUUUAAUAAUUUGUCUUUCCAAAACAACCUGAAAUGCGCUUAAGUACGCAGAUUUACUGGGACUACUGAAGUCUUAAAGGUGUAGUUGACCCAAAAAUGAAAAUUCUCUCAUGCCAUCUCAGAUGUGUAUGACUUUCUUAAUUCUGCAGAACAUAAACUAAGAUUUAUUGAAGAAUAUCUCAGCUCUGAAGGUCCAUACAAUGCAAGUGAAUGGUGACCAGAACUCUGAAUCUCCAAAAAUCAUAAAGGCAGCAUAAAAGUAAUCCAUGCCUUCAGAAGUGAUAUGAUAGGUGAGUGUGAGAAACAGAUAAAUAUUUAAGUCCUUUUUACUGUCAUUCUAGACCUUUGAUCAGCCCCAACCAGUAGAUGGCUGAAUGUGAAAGUGUAGAUUUUCAGUAAAAAAGAACUUAAAUAUUGAGAUGUUUCUCACCCACACCUAUCAUAUUACUUCUAAAGACAUGGAUUAAACCACUGGAGUCUUAUGAAUUACUUUUAUGAUGCCUUUAUGGACCUUCAGAGUUCUGGUCACCAUUCACUUGCAUUGUAUGGACCUACAGAGCUGAGAUAUUCUUCUAAAAAUCUUCAUUUGUGUUCUGCAGAAGUAAGUAAGUUAUACACAUCUGGGAUGGCAUGAGGGUGAGUAAUUGAUGAGAAUUUUCAUUUUUGGGUGAACUAUCCCUUUAGUUUUAAUAUAUAUAUAUAUAUAUAUAUAUUUUUUUUUUUUGUUGUUUUUUUGCAGUGCAAAGGUUUCAGAGUUGUACGUUUAGCAUAUUGGCAUGGACUGAUGAAUAUAAAUAAUUUGAAAGGUUACUCGUAGUAAACUAGGUUAGUGUUUAUGUGAAGGAAACGGAUGUGACCUCAGCAACACCUCUAAAUGUAACAUUCUUGUUUCUGAUGUGACAAAGACAUGCAGGCAAAUGUUAUGAAGAACAUCACACAAAUGGUUUCAAUUAUAGUCUUGUCAGAUAUUUCAUCAGUUAACUGAUUUUGACUGCUGUAUUGAACGCUGGAACGCAUAUUUGAAUAAUGCAAAAUAAAAUAAAUGUAUCAUU